UUCUAGAGACACUGAGCAUCAUAUGGCUUGAGACCAUCAGGAAUACACACCUUUAAAUAUGCCUAUGAACGUGUAAGAGGAGAGGACCAAAUAGGAGGAUUGCACUGAUUUUUCAUGCUUUUAACCAGUCUUCCAGGAAAAAAGCUUCACCUCUACACCACAGCAGGAGCGCAGAAGGGAAAGGCAAGCGAGAGGAGGGAGAGAGAGAGAGAGAGAGAGAGAGAGAGAGAGCAGCACUAGGAAAAAUGCUGUGCCAGAUUGAUCCUACUGAACGCGUAGGCAAGGAAAUACUGUCGUAUUCUGUUUCAAACAUGAUCUAGAGGGAGGUCUGAACAUCCUCCAUGCUUCUCGGGUACGGAUGCCCUUUUGUAUUUCCCCAUUUUUGUGAGCCGGUGCGGUACGUUUGGGGGCCGUGUAAUGUCUGAUUGAGUGUAUCAAUGCUGCUGCUGAGUGGAUCUCUGUGGUCGUGGAAAAAACUAGGCCUUGUUUGCCUGCUGUUCUCCACGCAGGGAACACCGAGCACGGCUGAGUGCCUCAGCCUGUUGGGACCGUGCAGAGAGAGAGAGGGAGAAGCUCACCAUCUGCAUGCCCGUCGGAAGCAGCAUGCUUAAUAGAGACAUCCAUUACCAAAGGCCGUGCACAGGCAGGCAGGGGCUAUAAUGCCAGGAUGGUAGCUAGUAAAUUCAUUUCCACCCCUUUAAAUUGUCUGGACUAAAAAGCACUGUUUUUUUCCUAUACUUACACAAUUUACUUGAAUGUUGCUGUAACACUUCCUGUCUCGUUUAUCAUAGUCUUCCUUUAUUUGCUCGCCAGUUGCUUUCUUCCACUUGACAUUCUGAAAAUUUGCCAAAACCUGUUUCAUGCAUGUCCACUGGAGGCAGGUUUGACUUUGAUGAUGGGGGGUCGUACUGUGGAGGGUGGGAGCAGGGCAAGGCGCAUGGCCGAGGGGUUUGCACGGGGCCCCAGGGCCAGGGCGAGUAUGCAGGGGCCUGGAGCCAUGGCUUCGAAGUUCUUGGAGUUUACAUUUGGCCCAGUGGGAACAGUUACAGGGGAACCUGGGCGCAGGGCAAAAGGCAUGGCAUUGGUGUGGAGAGCAAAGGGAGGUGGGAGUACAAGGGUGAAUGGACACAAGGGUUUAAGGGCAGGUACGGGAAAUUGGAAAGCACGAGCAGCGGCUCCUGUUAUGAGGGCACCUGGAGUAAUGGCUUACAGGAUGGAUAUGGCUCUGAGACCUAUUCAGAUGGAGGUACAUACCAAGGCCAGUGGUUGAGUGGUAUGCGUCAUGGCUAUGGUGUGCGACAGAGCGUGCCUUAUGGCAUGGCAGCCAUCAUCUUCUCCCCCAUGUGCACAUCCAUAAACUCGCUUCGCUCCGAUCACAGCGAAGGGGCCCCGACUCCAGAAGAUGGCUCUGGUGUCAGUGGGGUCUCCGGGAGUCCGGUGGGGCGCAGUGGCUUUGUACUUUGUGUCCAAAGUGAAUCAGACAGGCACAGGAAGAGGAAGGGGCGCUUCAGGCAGUCCAUACUGAGUGGUCUGAAGUUACGUAGGUCUGAAUCCAAGAGCUCUCUGGCCAGCCAGUUAAGCAAGCAGAGUUCCUUCUGCAGCGAGGCAGGUAUGAGCACCGUCAGCUCUGCCGCGUCAGACAUCAACUCCAAUGUCAGUUUAGGUGAAGUCGAGGCAGGAGGCAGCGUGGAUGCCACUGUCACAGAAACAUAUGCUGGCGAAUGGAGGAAUGAUAUGCGAUCAGGGUGGGGUGUAAGUCACCGCUCAGACGGGCUUCGCUAUGAAGGUGAGUGGUUUGGAAACAAACGGCAUGGCUAUGGCUGCUCCACCUUUCCCGAUGGAACCAAGGAGGAGGGAAAAUACAAACAGAAUGCUUUGGUGAGUGGCAAACGGAAAAACCUAAUACCACUCCGUACCAGCAAAAUCCGUGAAAAGGUGGAUCGUGCUGUGGAGGCUGCCGGGAAAGCUGCAGACAUAGCCAAGCAGAAGGCUGAGAUUGCAUUGUCCAGGAUGAGCCAUGCUAGAGGAAAGGCAGAGGCUGCAGAGGGAGUCGCACAGAGAGCUCUGGAGGAGUGUCGUCUGGCCAGGACUUUUGCUAAAGAACUCUCCCCCUCUUUCUAUCACUAUGGGAAUGGACUGGAUUGCCAGAGACCAAAGCAUCAGGACCGGAAAGAAAAAGACGUGGAGGUGACCUCCACUGGCACAGACAGUCUUGAGCUCUGCACGCCAGACACAACACCCCCAGCCCAGACGCCCGACCUGAGCCCAGUUCUGAGCAACCCCUCUUCGCUCCCUUGCAGUCCGCCUACUCAUCGCACCAGAAAUGCUUGCUUCAUGCGCCAGAGUGCUGUGGACGAACAAGGGGGCGCUGAGAUCCAGGUUCUCGUAGAAGGUAGAGGCACGGACAGCCUGAGAGGUGGAGCCAACAGCUGGACCACUGACAUGUAUCCUCACAGAAGGGGAAGCAAAGGGGAGAGCAGUCGAUCCACAACUCCAUCCCUACUGGAAGAGGACAUCGGUCACAUUAAUGGACAUGAGCAGAACUCCUCAGCGCAUCAUCCAUGGGAGAAUGGAUCCUCGAAUCACAAGCCCCUUGAGCAUAUGGCCCCUGAGAAAGUGUGGGAUCAAAUCUCCUCCAAUCAAAAGCCCCGGAAGCAUGUUUCCUUAAAUCAAAAAUCCAGGGAACAAACAAUUUCUAGGGAAAGAGACUGGGAUCAUACACUACCCAAUCAGAACUCAACUGUUGAGUGCGACUCUUCCAAGUACAAACAACAAGUGCACAUAUAUUCCAACCACAAGGGUCAUAAUUUAUCCAGUCAAAAGACCAAUGAGCAUGCUUCCACCAAUCACAAACCAAAGGACUUUAUUUCUACAAAUGAAAAAACACAUGUUUCCUACCAUUAUAACCCCCAAGAGCAUGUUUCCUCCUAUCACAAACAACACGAGCAUGUCCACUCCAACCACAAGCCAAGAAAGUCCUUCACCAAUCACACGAUCGGAGAGUCUAGCUUAAAUGCCUUCCAGCCGUCGGGCCGUGGAGCCAGCAACUCCACCAUGGGAUGGACUGUUGAAAACAAUUCCCAGUGGAUCUCAUCCCAUUCACAUGUGCAGGAGAAAGAAGGCGAAAACGAUUAUCGGGUUGAAAUGAAGUUCCAGCCCCUAGACUCCAUUUCUCAACAGAACUUUGGCUCUGGCAUGAAAUGCUCGAGUCUCCAAGGGCACAAUUUGCAGAGACUACGUCAACGAAACCACGAAGGCAAAAAAUGGGGUCUUGCAGCCAGGGAGGGGUCCAUGGACUCUGUGCAGAUGCUCGACACCUUGAAUGUCGGGGUGGAUGUGGAGGAAUGGCCUUUGCACAGGGAAAUCACUCUUUCACCCCCUUUAGCAUCCUCUCCAGAAACCCUGGACCAAGAUGUAGAGCAUCUGAUGAAGACAAACUCAGGCUCAAGCUCUGUCCUGGUGGUCAUGGUGAUUUUACUCAACAUCGGUGUAGCCAUUUUGUUCAUUCAUUUCUUUAUUUAAACAUAUGGCCUAUAGAAUGUCAAUAACAGCAUUGUCAUCAAGAUUAAGACAUGCACAGGAUGCACACUUAGCACCACCUCUUAAUAUAAGGAACCCAAAAAUUACAGUAGUGAAUAGCUGUGUAAGUUGGGGCAAGCCCAUGUAAACUUCCUUUAUGGUUCAAUUUAUUAUAUAAUUCCAUCAUAAUCCAUUAGUUAACUUUGCUUAUUUUUUUUCCUUGAUUCACAAAAAACAAAAAAACUAUUUACAAUAUUCUGUAGAACUAAAGUAUUACACACAUUUAGGUUGUUAAUAUAUACAGCUCAUCUGACGUUUUACCACAGAUUAUUUCACGUUUAUUUGCUUUCUUUUAAAUGGCACAUUAACGAUUAAUGGGACUAUGAAGAUUAAUGUACUAUGAAGAUAUAGUUGAUGUAAGAUGCAGUUCACACUAAAUAUAUAACCAUCAAGUCCAAGACUACACCCCCCCUAUAUUGCAGGGUACAGCCCUAUAUGAUCGCUGCAGACACUCAUUUCUUCAUCCAUUAAUCAACAACUCUCUCAUCUACUCACCCAGAUCUGGCACAUCUGUUAGUCUGUGGUAAAAGCUAUCUUAAAGGGCUUCAUCAUAGGACAUUUUAAUUACAGCAAACUCAGAUAAGCCUGCAGAAUUCAAUCUACACUCAUGAAUCUCUUUUAACGUAAUAAUCACUGAAUUUCAGCACAAUGCAAUCGUGUAGUUCGUUUUCACAUUCACCACUGAAAUGUCAGACUCACUAUUAAAGAAACAUCUUUCCUCUUACACGACAUGAUGCUAUAUGACAUAAAAGUACAAGAGAGGAGCGGCGGUGGUUUUUCCGGCUCAUAGUAUAUAAAGUUUGAGACUGUUACCUUUUGACCACUGCUUUCAAUAUGUAUUCUAUAUUACUGAACAGCUAAAGGCAUAGCUCACCCAAAAUACAUCCAAAAGUUUUUGGACGAACUAUCCCUUUAACAUCUUUUAACAGAUUUGCAAGAUAUUAUUGAUAUGCUGAGUGCCUUUUUAAAUUGAGAAACCAUCCCAGUGGGCAGUUUAUGUACAGGGGACCGCACAUACAGCGGUCACGUGAAACAUUUGGUCUCUGUGCCACGCCACCUUUGAACAAGUCGAGUUGGCUGAAGAUCUGAGCCCGUGGAGAUUUUUACAGCAUGUUUGUUCGCCUGUUCUCUUCUGCUGUUACUCUUCUGUGUGAUUUUCUGCCUGUCUCUCUGUCCAGCAACUUAGAUAACGAUCGGGACUGAAAGCAGUGUAAAAAUACCAGCUUAUGUUUCUCAGUGGGACCUGACUGACAUCAUCUAAAUUAAUUGAAUGAUAGACUGCUAUUGUAUAUUUUAUACUACUCUUCCAGUGAAAUCAUCAUGUUGUGAGAUCAUUGCAUGCCUAAGCAUGCCCUUUCUUACGCAAUGAUUUAUGAGAUUGUUUUCAAGUUAUGUGGAAAAAUUAAUAAAAUGUUUGAGGUUA
Myxocyprinus asiaticus (Chinese sucker) is the source of this 5002-nucleotide messenger RNA. Its product is annotated as junctophilin-3-like. Gene Ontology annotation, cellular component: plasma membrane; junctional membrane complex; endoplasmic reticulum membrane. The transcript has 5 exons. The record is from RefSeq and is a predicted model, not a curated record. Bases 865 to 3522 code for a protein of 885 amino acids. Lineage: Eukaryota; Metazoa; Chordata; Actinopteri; Cypriniformes; Catostomidae. Gene Ontology annotation, biological process: regulation of synaptic plasticity.